AUGGCCGCCGUCCAAGAAUUGGCCGAGCGCCUCAAGUCAGACGACAAGGUCUACGUCGACACCGACGUCGGCUCCGAUGAGCCCACGACGCCCGGCACCGAGUCCUCGCCCUUCAAGUCGCUCGCCGCAGCUUACAUCGCCAACCACGACACCACCGGUCGCCAGUUCCUCGUUCGCGCCUCCAAGACAGGUGACGACGAGGCUGCCCGCCUCGAGUGGAAGGAGCCCGCCAAGAGCGCCAUCAAGAAGGCCCAGUCUGCCCUCGACGCCCACCGCAAAAAGCUUGCCAAGCAGGCCCAGAUCGAAGCUCAGGAGGAGGAGCGCAAGAAGCAGCGCCUACAGACCCUCGAGGCCGCCAAGAAGAUCGUCAUCAAGGAGGAUGAAUCACUCCCACCUGCGAAGCGCAUCACCAUCGGCGAGAAGAACGUCGAGCUCGGUGAGGGAGACAAGAAGGGCGCCCGCGUCAAGAUUGCCGGACGCAUUCAUAGAUUGCGCGCGCAGAAGCAGGCUACCUUCAUCACGCUGGUUGACGGUUAUGGUCAUCUGCAGUGCGUCCUUCAGGCUGGCGACCUGACCAAGACCUACGAUGCUCUCACCUUCGCCCAGGGCACCUCUCUCUGGGUAUACGGCGAGCUGAAGAAGGUGCCCGAGGGCCAGACUGCCCCUGACAGCCGUGAACUGCACGUCGACUACUACAAGGUCAUUGGUACCUCGCCCACUGACGACGAUGCCAUCACCAACAAGGUCUCCCUGCUCCAGAACCAGUGGGACUCCCAGAUGCUGGACAACCGCCACCUGGUUCUCCGCGGCGACAACGCUUCCGCUCUGAUGAAGAUCCGCGCGGCCGUCGAGUGGGCUUUCACCAAGACCUACAGGGACCUCAAGAUCACAAAGGUCUCCCCCCCUGCCCUCGUGCAGACCCAGGUCGAGGGCGGCGCCACGCUCUUCUCUGUUCCCUACUAUGACGAGACUGCCUACCUGACCCAGUCAUCCCAGCUCUACCUCGAGACUGUCCUGCCCAGCUUGGGCAGCGUCUACUGUAUCGAGAAGUCGUUCCGUGCUGAGCGCAGCUUGACCCGCAGACAUUUGUCCGAGUACUCCCACGUCGAGGCCGAGCUUGACUUCAUCGAGUUCCCCGACCUGCUGGCCCAUCUGGAGGAGGUCGUGUGCCGUGUCAUCGACAACGUCCUGGCUGACGAGGAGAUCGCCGGUUACAUCAAGGAGCUCAACCCCGACUUCCAGAAGCCCUCCCGCCCUUUUAUGCGCAUGAAGUACACGGACGCCAUCGACUGGCUCAACGCCCAAGAUCCCCCCAUCCUCAACGAGGAAGGCGAGCCUCACAAGUUUGGUGACGAUAUCGCCGAGGCCGCCGAGCGCAAGAUGACCGACGCCAUCAACAAGCCCAUCUUCCUCACCCACUUCCCCACCGAGAUCAAAGCCUUCUACAUGAAGAAGGACCCCAACGACCCCCGCGUCACCGAGAGUGUCGACUGCCUGAUGCCUGGUGUUGGUGAAAUUGUCGGUGGAUCAAUGAGAAUGGAGGGCUACGAGGAGCUGCUCGCCGCCUACGAUAGAGAGGGCAUCCCGUCCAAGGACUACUACUGGUACACCGACCAGAGAAAGUACGGUACCUCCCCCCACGGUGGAUACGGUCUUGGUCUUGAGCGAUUCCUGGCCUGGCUGGCCAACCAGCACACGGUCCGCACAACAUGCCUGUAUCCCCGCUAUAUGGGCCGCUGCAAGCCUUAA
Molecule: messenger RNA, 1749 nt
Organism: Colletotrichum truncatum
Lineage: Eukaryota; Fungi; Ascomycota; Sordariomycetes; Glomerellales; Glomerellaceae
Product: asparaginyl-tRNA synthetase
Biological process (GO): asparaginyl-tRNA aminoacylation
Cellular component (GO): cytoplasm
Molecular function (GO): asparagine-tRNA ligase activity; ATP binding; nucleic acid binding
Source: RefSeq, a predicted model, not a curated record